Messenger RNA from Mya arenaria, 700 nucleotides. RefSeq lists its product as uncharacterized. NCBI's taxonomy places the organism in Eukaryota, Metazoa, Mollusca, Bivalvia, Myida, Myidae. The transcript has 2 exons. The record is from RefSeq and is a predicted model, not a curated record. Bases 1 to 564 code for a protein of 187 amino acids.
AUGAGGAGGAAAAAAGGUCAGUUUAUUUCUAAGAGUAACGCAAAUCGAACCUCAAUAAUAAACAACGUGAAUGUGGAGAAGAAAACAUGCAUUUCUGUUCCCGAAACCGUCCCGCCUUGGCUAGAAGGUCGCAGAGUCGUAGAAAUCGGUGUAAUUUUGGAAAGAUUAAGCUCCUGUAGUUCUUGUGGAAACAGUUUUUGCAUCAAUGGCAUUGUAGGGGAAACUAUAUAUGGCCUUGGAUCUAUCCUUCAUAUCAGCUGCAACACCUGUAGGAUGGUUAAUCUGGUGCCUACGGGAAAACGGCAUUCCACGAGUGACGGCUCCGCAGCUAGAAGAUGUUUUGAUGUCAACACUAAAUUAGCUGCAGCGAUGAUCAACGCAGGUGUAGGAGAGUCUCAGAUCAGUGCGAUAUUUGCUGAACUCAAUCUGCCUGGAAUCAGUAAGACCGCACUGAAGGCCCGCGAGCGAGAGAUCGGACCAUCUAUUGAAAGUGUGGCCGAAAUCUCGUGCACCACCGCUAUUCAACAGGAGAUGAAGUUGCUUCAAGAAGUUAACAACAUGUAAAAUAUUAUUUCAACACGCUUUUACCUGUGCAUAAUUAAAUAUCUAAGGAUGAGUUACUACUGUUGAUAAAAUAUAGAUGAUGUUGGUGAUAGUGAUUAUGCUAACGAUGAUGAUCAUUCAGUCGGCCAAACGCGUA